This is a messenger RNA of Cajanus cajan (pigeon pea), 1634 nucleotides long. Its product is annotated as palmitoyl-acyl carrier protein thioesterase, chloroplastic. Gene Ontology annotation, biological process: fatty acid biosynthetic process. Gene Ontology annotation, molecular function: acyl carrier activity; fatty acyl-[ACP] hydrolase activity. NCBI's taxonomy places the organism in Eukaryota, Viridiplantae, Streptophyta, Magnoliopsida, Fabales, Fabaceae. The record is from RefSeq and is a predicted model, not a curated record.
AAUGAAGUGGUUGGGCUGUGAAUCCGACAUCUUUCUCUAAUGCUAUUGAUUUUGCCAUUCCUAUGCAGCUACAAAGACAAAAACCCCUUUUCCUCCUUUUUCUUUCUUAAUUAAGCUUUCCCCUUUCCAAUAAUUCACCAUUAGUUGCACCUACAAAUUAUGUGCUCUUGAAAUGAAGUCAUUUCCCCUUCAACAAGAAAUUUGAGAUAUUUAUAUUUAACUUUCUUUGUCAUUAUUCCCACUUGUUGAAUUCCACUAGGCUUAUUAGUUUCGAGGUGAUUUCAGUCCUUAAUUAACCAUCAAUUGCAUCGAUCAAUGGCGGCAAUUAGCAACAUCGGUUUACGAUUUCCAGGGAAUUUAAUCGAUCCAAAGAAGGAGAAUGUGGCCACAACAGGGGGAGUUUUUAGGGUUAGUUUUUACACACCUCGCAAUACUAACAUGUCUAAUGUUAAACGAAGAUUUUUAUCUGUGACCGCAAGUUAUCGUGAUAGUCCUCAAAAAAUAGACACCGCGAAUAGAGUGAAUGUAAACGGAAUUCAUGUGGCUGUGGCUCCUCCACAAGGAGGCAAGUUGGCAAAUGAAAGAGCAGAAGAUGAAGCUAUUGUUACCAGCUUACGUGGAAGGUUUGUGGAGGCUAAGUUUGUGUUUAGGCAAAUUUUUGUUAUCAGAUCUUAUGAAAUUGGACCAGAUAAAACUGCCACAAUGGAGACACUCAUGAAUUUUCUUCAGGAAACUGCUUUAAAUCAUGUGACCAGCUCCGGGAUUGGUGGAGACGGAUUUGGAGCAACCCGAGAGAUGAGUAUUCGGAAACUCAUUUGGGUUGUUACUCGAAUUCAAGUUCAAGUGCAAAGAUAUAACAAAUGGGGAGACGAAAUUGAAGUUGAUACUUGGGUCGAUGCAGCAGGAAAGAAUGGAAUGAGAAGAGAUUGGAUAAUCAGAGAUCACUACACCAAAGAGAUCAUAACAAGAGCAACAAGCACAUGGGUGAUCAUGAAUAGACAAACAAGAAGACUAUCCAAGAUACCAGAAGAAGUUAGACAAGAGCUUGUUCCUUUUUACCUUAAUAGGCUUGCUGUUCCUAUUGAAGAAGCAGAUUGUGAAAAGAUAGACAAGCUCACUGAUGAGACUGCUGAGAGAAUCCGAUCUGGAUUGGCCCCUAGGUGGAAUGACAUGGAUGCUAACCAGCAUGUCAACAAUGUGAAAUACAUUGGAUGGAUUUUAGAGAGCGUGCCAAUUGAAGUGUUAGAAGAUUAUAACAUGACGAGCAUGACUUUGGAGUAUCGACGUGAAUGUACACAAUCAAAUUUGUUGGAAUCCAUGACAUGUCCAACAGCAAGAGUUAUUGAGUCCAAUAAUAAUUCCAAGAACAGAAAACCUGAUCUGGAAUACACACACUUGCUUCGUCUGCAACAAGAUAAAGCAGAAAUUGUCCGAGCCAGAACUGAAUGGAAUUUUAAGCAAAAGCAACAGUGUUUGGAGAACCUUUCACCAUCUGACAAGGGGGUUUUCUAAGCUUCAAGAAAAGGAGUAGAUGAUCAACCAAAAAGCACUAGUCCUCAAUUCAACAAUCAAAGAAGAUAUAUACAUCUUCAAUUUUCUUAUAAGUAUUCAAUUUUUCAGUGUUUGGCAUGACA